This is a messenger RNA of Folsomia candida, 2191 nucleotides long. It is a transcript of the gene Non1, whose product is annotated as nucleolar GTP-binding protein 1. Gene Ontology annotation, molecular function: GTP binding; RNA binding; GTPase activity. Gene Ontology annotation, biological process: ribosomal large subunit biogenesis. Gene Ontology annotation, cellular component: nucleolus. The record is from RefSeq and is a predicted model, not a curated record. The coding region runs from base 143 to 2071 and encodes 642 amino acids. The transcript is spliced from 13 exons. Lineage: Eukaryota; Metazoa; Arthropoda; Collembola; Entomobryomorpha; Isotomidae.
ACGCUUUCCUUCUUGAGUGAGGUUAGAUUUUCGGAGGUGAAUUUUUACACGUGCUUCCGUCUGGUUAGGAAAUUUUGAAGAAAAUUUCCAUAUUUUUCAAUACAUUUUGUUUUGGAAAACUUACUAACCAAAGGGAAUCAUCAUGUCGCAGUACAACUUUAAGAAUAUUGCGGUCGUUCCGUCCUCAAAGGACUUUAUCGACAUCACAUUAUCAAAGACCCAGCGAAAGACACCUACCAUUGUUCACAAGCACUAUAAAAUUACUCGGAUUCGUCAAUUUUAUAUGCGAAAAGUGAAGUACACUCAGGCAAAUUUUCAUGAACGGUUGUCCCAAAUUAUUCAAGAGUUUCCAAAAUUGGAGGAUGUCCAUCCGUUCUACGCGGAUUUGAUGAAUGUUCUUUACGACAAAGAUCAUUACAAGUUGGCUCUCGGACAAAUUAACACAUGUCGUCACUUAAUUGACAAUAUUUCCAAAGAUUACGCCCGGCUAUUAAAGUAUGGAGAUUCCAUGUAUCGUUGUAAACAGCUUAAGCGAGCCGCACUUGGUCGAAUGGCCACCCUGAUGAAGAGGCAGGAACCCACGCUCAAGUAUUUGGAACAGGUUCGCCAACAUUUAGGUCGUCUGCCCAGCAUCGACCCCAACACGAGGACCAUUCUCGUCUGUGGAUUUCCAAAUGUGGGAAAGUCUUCAUUUGUUAAUAAGAUAACUCGAGCUGACGUUGAAGUCCAGCCGUACGCAUUUACAACCAAAUCGUUGUAUAUUGGACACACGGAUUAUAAAUAUCUCAGAUGGCAAGUGGUUGACACUCCCGGAAUCUUGGAUCAUCCUCUCGAGGACAGGAACACAAUUGAAAUGCAGGCCAUCACUGCCCUUGCCCAUUUGCGAGCCGCAGUUUUAUUCAUCGCAGACCCAUCGGAACAAUGCGGGUACAGCAUGGAGCAGCAGAUCAGUCUGUUUAACAACAUCCGGCCCCUCUUCGCCAACAAACCGUUGAUCUUUGUUUUCAAUAAGACGGAUAUCAUGCGCUACGUUGACCUGUCCGCGGCCAAGAGGGAAGUCAUUGAACCCAUCAUUUCCGACCCGGACAUUCUUUUACUCGAAAUGAGCACGGUGAAUGAGGACGGUGUUAUGAAUGUUAAGCAGGAGGCUUGUGAACGCUUGCUUUCGUUCCGAGUCGAUGCAAAAUUGCGGACCAAGAAAGUUAACGAUUUUCUUAAUCGUCUUCACGUAGCUGUGCCGAAACCAAGAGAUGAUAAGCAACGUUUACCCUUCAUCCCAGAGGCCGUUAUUCUGAAGAAGCAGGCAAUGCUUACUGAAGGUGUACAACCCAAGAAGCGACUCGAGCGUGACAUUGAACUAGAAAUGGGAGACGAUUACAUCCUCGAUUUAAAGAAACAUUACGAUCUUCCUGAUAAAAUUAAGUAUGAUGCAAUCCCAGAAAUUUGGGAGGGCAAGAAUAUCGCAGAUUUUAUUGAUCCAGACAUCAUGCAGAAAUUGGAAGAGUUGGAGCGAGAGGAAGAGCUUCGUGAGGAGGCUGGCUAUUAUGACGACACGGACGAGGAGGAAGAUGAAGAGGGUGAAAAUAUUAAACAGUUAGCGUCACAGAUUCGUGAAAAGAAGAAAAUUAUGAAGAUUGAGCGACAUCUCAAAAAGUGCAGUAACAAACCCACUCUUCCACGAAAUACUGCAGGUAGAAAGCGAGAAAGAAGCGUUUCCGGGUUGAAGAGGAAGAUGAGUGAACUUGGAGUCGAAAUCGAUACUGACAAUCCAAACACCAACUUUGCCCGCUCCGUAAGCCGCUCGAGGUCCAAAGGUCCCGCUGAAAAGCGUAUGCGACUCGAGUCCACGGCCCGUUCUCGAUCAAGAUCUAUGUCCAAGGCGCCUCGAAAUGAGAUGGGUAUUAAGGACGCUACGAUGAAAACCAAGUUGGGCAAGAUGCACGCCAAAGCACAAAAGAAGGGAAUCGCCAAACACUCCCGAAAAGGAGAAGGAGAUCGUCACAUCUUCGACCUCAAACCGAAACAUCUCUUCGUCGGCAAGCGUGGCGUUGGAAAAACGGAUCGACGUUAAUAAUUGUAAUCCUUUCAAUACCGUUAAAAAAACAGUUGAUCGCAUCGUUACUUGUUACUACAUUAUUAUAACAAUAAAAAAAUACUGGGUACAUUAUAUUUUUACCCAUCCAAUAAUUAA